CAAGCAUUUCCAAGGUUUCACAAUGCCGGCAUACCGGAUGCUUGAUCUCAAUCCCUUAUCAGCCCAAGAAAAUACCAUGUAUUCCGGCCGCGGGGGGGCAGGGAAUUUCCACCCCCUCAAGAACAACACAAUUACGUCGUCCAGCUCGAUAUCAAGCGCGCGCACCCUAUCCUCGCGCCUUGGGCUCAACCCUCGGCAAUUACUCCCAGGAGGCCGCGGAGGUCUUGGCAACUUUCACAGCACAUCGGAGUAUGCAAUCUUUAGCUUCGAUGAGGAGCUCGAACAGCAAUUGAAGCGAGAAAAGGACGUUGCUCCAGUCUUCCACAUCGGCCGAGGAGGGGCAGGCAACAUGGCUGCUGUCCCUGAUGCCCCAAUCACGAAUCUACCAAAGAAGCGGUGUGGGACGGAAAGCAUUGGCCGCGCCAAAAUCUAG
This is a messenger RNA of Microsporum canis CBS 113480, 433 nucleotides long. RefSeq lists its product as hypothetical. Bases 23 to 433 code for a protein of 136 amino acids. The transcript has 2 exons. The record is from RefSeq and is a predicted model, not a curated record. Lineage: Eukaryota; Fungi; Ascomycota; Eurotiomycetes; Onygenales; Arthrodermataceae.